AACACCGCUGUCACCAUCGCGCGAGCUCCUCUCUUUCACAGGCACGUUGACCCAAGAAGCAUUCAAAGCAAAAUCCCAAUCCAAUCGAAGGCAACUACCUAAUUGAACUGCGAAGAACCAAGUCACACUGAAUGAGACUCUGAAGAACAAGAAAAUGGAGGAACCUCGCGGAACGGAGUCGACCAACGGCGUGCACGAGAAGAACUGGCGGCGCCCGGAGGAUUACACUCUUGACGGAGUCCUUCACCGUCUGUUUACGAUGAUCUUUCACCCCGAUACCGAUAGCAGCGACGCAGCUGCUACUUUUCGUCAGCGGAUCAAGAAUUCUCUCUCCGAGAACGGUCCUCUACUUCGUGAGGCGACGACAAACACUGGUCGCACUGUUCUUCUCUGGACCCGUGGAGGAAGCCCUCUCCGUGCACUCUUAGUCAUCUCUGUUGGAACUAUUGCUCUACUUGCCUUGACAGGAUUGCUUGUCUUUAUGCUCUUCUUUCUGGCAGUCACUGUAAAUGCUGUUGUUAUCUCCCUUCUUGUUUCGUUGGCGGCUGUUGGAGGCUUCUUAGCUAUUUUCUUCACAUGUGUAACAGCUAUAUAUAUUGGGGCAUUGUCAGUUGCUGCAUUUGUUAUCUCUGUCGCAACAAUUUCAGCAAUUGUGGCUUUUUCAAUCGCUGCAGGCUGGAUCGGGUUCUUCUGCAUGUUGUGGUUGGCAACUAAGAAGAGUGUGGGCCUUGCAAAGCAGUCAUUGAACAUGACUAGUUCGGCAAUUUCAACAUCCUCUUCUGCUAGGAAUGCUCGCUAUCAUCCUGAACCCGCCAAGGUAGAUUGAAAGGUAACUGUGAGUUGAAGCCGUACAUGAUAUCUAUCCAAUAGAUGUACAUAUAUGUUUCUGUUUUUCCAGAGCCUUUGUGGAUUCUUGUGGCCUUGUUUGGUUGUUGUUUCUCUAUAGUUUUGAGGGGCAUGUUUGAGUUAGAUGCUGUAGGAUCUGAAACAUGGAAAAUCCAUAAUAUAUCUUGUUAUUCUGGUUUUCUGGGAUAUUGAUUCUGCUAUGCAUCAAUUAAAUUGCACAAUAAGUUUGCUUGUUAUUGGUCAUGAGUAAAACAUGUUCCAGAUCUUGUAUAUAAAUAAGAUAUUUGCUCUGUGGAAUAAAUAACUUUUGGAUGGA
Messenger RNA from Tripterygium wilfordii, 1162 nucleotides. RefSeq lists its product as uncharacterized. The transcript has 3 exons. Bases 155 to 826 code for a protein of 223 amino acids. The record is from RefSeq and is a predicted model, not a curated record. NCBI's taxonomy places the organism in Eukaryota, Viridiplantae, Streptophyta, Magnoliopsida, Celastrales, Celastraceae.